Messenger RNA from Necator americanus (New World hookworm), 2163 nucleotides. RefSeq lists its product as uncharacterized. The coding region runs from base 1 to 2163 and encodes 720 amino acids. Gene Ontology annotation, molecular function: integrin binding. Gene Ontology annotation, biological process: cell-matrix adhesion; integrin-mediated signaling pathway. The transcript has 20 exons. Lineage: Eukaryota; Metazoa; Nematoda; Chromadorea; Rhabditida; Ancylostomatidae. The record is from RefSeq and is a predicted model, not a curated record. Gene Ontology annotation, cellular component: cell-substrate junction.
AUGGCGCAUCUGGUCGUCGAUGGCCUUGCAGCCAGUGAUGGUUCAUGGAGCCUUCCGAUUCUGGUGACAGAUAUGAAUAUACAGAGGAACCUCUAUGUUCGUGGAGACUUGCAUAUAGGUGGUCUAAUGAUGCGCCUCGUCGACGAAAUUGACGUGACUAGGGAUUGGUCUGAUCAUGCGUUGUGGUGGCCGGAAAAACGACGUUGGCUUCAACACACUCGCUCAACUUUAGAUCAAUGUGGUGUCACUGCAGACUCUAAAUUAGAGUUUACUCCAAUGCAUAAGGAUGCAAGGGUACAGCUGCCUGACAAUCAGAUCAUUGAAGCUCGUUUGGACUUCUCUGUGAAUGCUUUUAAAGCAACGCAGAAAUUGUGUCGCGACUUGGGAAUACGACACUCUGAAGAGCUCGGCUUGAAGAGGUUGAUUCCCCCUGAAAUCUUACGAAAGGGAACGUACGAAGCAGAAAAUUCCACAGGGCCCCAGCCCAUACGACCCGGGGAAGAGUCCGUUGGUCCAAUGACACUAAGAAAAGCAACGCCCAUUUUCGCCUCUCAAACACAGAUUGAUGGACGAGUACGACGUGGGCAAUCACCAGCUCUUUCAACGAGCGGACACAUUUUCAACGCGCAUGAAAUGGGAACUUUGCCAAGACAUGGGACCCUUCCCAGGGGAGCAAGCCCCAGUCCAGGCGCUUACAAUGGGACCAUGGGUCGUGUGCCAAUUAUGCCUAGCAUCAGCUUCUGCGAAGGUUUGGAGAAUGAACAGUUCGACAUGGCUCUUGUACAUACCCCACGACAGGCCGUGAACAGAGAUACAGUAGUAUUCCGUCCACAAAAUUACAUUGAAAAAGCAGCACUGAAUAGGGGUUGGUUAGACUCUAGCAGGUCGCUGAUGGAACAAGGUGUUUUCGAAGGAGAUGUUGUCCUGCUCCGUUUUAAAUAUAUGACAUUCUUCGAUUUGAACCCAAAGUACGACCCUGUACGUAUCAACCAGUUGUAUGAGCAAGCAAAGUGGUCAAUUUUACUGGACGAAUUUGAUCAUACUGAAGAGGAGGCUUCUCUGUUUGCAGCACUACAGUUGCAAGCCACACUCCAGCGGGACUCCCCGGAACCCGAAGGUCCAGCCAAGGACGAUGUAGACAUGAUGCUAGAUGAACUGGAGCAGAACUUGGAUGCUGCGGCUCUUGGGCGUCGUUCCGACCUUAUGCAAGUGCCUGAGCUAGCCGAUUACCUAAAGUACAUGAAGCCGAAGAAGCUCGCGGCCUUUAAAGGGUUCAAACGUGCAUUUUUCUCAUUUCGAGACCUAUAUCUGAGCUAUUAUCAAAGCUCAGCAGAGAUUCAUCAACCGCCUCUCGGGCAUUUUUCUCUGAAAGGUUGUGAGGUCAGCCCAGAUGUUUCUGUCUCCCAAGGGAAGUAUCACAUAAAACUGCUGGUACCUACUGCUGAAGGCAUGACUGACUUUGUUUUAAAGUGUGACACGGAACAUCAAUAUGCAAGAUGGAUGGCAGCGUGCCGCUUAGCUUCUCGUGGGAAGUCUAUGGCUGAUUCAUCGUAUCCUCAGGAAGUGGAAAGCAUCAAAAAUCUUUUGCAUAUGCAAACCACAGCCAAUGGACGGAAUGAGAACAGCAAUGCUCGUCGUGCAACACCAGUAAAACUUCCUAGUGAUUUCAAUGUGGAAGAGUAUGUUUCACAAAGAUAUGUGCGGAAAGCGAGAAGUAAACAAGGGCUACAACAACGUGUUGCGGAUGCACACGCAAACGUUCGUCAACUGACAUCUACUGAAGCAAAACUCCAGUAUAUAAGAGCGUGGCAAGCCUUGCCCGAGCACGGAAUGCAUUACUUUAUUGUGCGAUUUAGAAAUGGGCGAAAAGCUGAUUUGAUUGGUGUUGCUAUAAAUCGGCUUGUAAAGAUGAAUAUGGAGAAUGGCGAAAGCAUCAAAACUUGGCGUUUCUCAAAUAUGAAAAAAUGGCACGUCAAUUGGGAAAUCCGACAUUUGAAGAUACAGUUCGAGGACGAAGACAUUGAGUUUAAGCCUUUGUCAGCUGAUUGCAAAAUUGUUCACGAAUUUAUUGGUGGCUACAUUUUCUUAACUAUGCGAAGCAAGGAACAGAAUCAAACACUUAACGAAGAGCUUUUUCAUAAAUUGACCGGAGGAUGGGUGUAG